This is a messenger RNA of Seriola dumerili (greater amberjack), 2875 nucleotides long. Its product is annotated as zinc finger and BTB domain-containing protein 39-like. Bases 112 to 2715 code for a protein of 867 amino acids. Gene Ontology annotation, biological process: regulation of immune system process; regulation of cytokine production; negative regulation of transcription by RNA polymerase II. The transcript is spliced from 4 exons. Gene Ontology annotation, molecular function: protein binding. The record is from RefSeq and is a predicted model, not a curated record. NCBI's taxonomy places the organism in Eukaryota, Metazoa, Chordata, Actinopteri, Carangiformes, Carangidae.
GUGGCCGAGCACCGAAGCCCGCCGGAAAACGCGAGACUAUACGACGGAUAUUCACCGUCUGCAAACGUCUGUCAAUGGUUGGACUGUAGCGCACCAGGAGCAGCAGCAGGGAUGAGGAUCCGGCUGCAGGGUCCUGGCCACGCUGCCAGCCUUCUUACUGAGCUCAACCGCUGCCGCCAAUCACGUCAGUACUGUGAUGUGUUACUGCAGGUUGGAAACCGCACAUUCGCAGCACACCGUGCGGUGCUGGCUUGUGCCGGGACUUACUUCCGGAACCUGUUAGCCCGGGCUCCGGCCUCGUCCACCACCGCCUUCUCUCUGGAGUUUAUCUCCCCAGCCAACUUUGAGAAGGUGCUGACGUUCGUCUACACGGGGGAGAUCCUGACUGAUCUCAUAGACGUUGGGGUGCUGUACGAGCUGGCUGAGAGGCUGGGCAUCAGUGAACUGGUGAGGGCCUGUCACGCCAUCUUCCCUGACCUGCUUGUGUCUGCAAACUGUAAAGCCAGCAGUCCUGCAGACCUCACUCUGGACUCGACCAUGGUUGCUACUGCUUCCACGGUGGCUGUCGCCGGUGCGGCAUCUGUAUCCGCGUCUUCUGUGUGUUCAUCUGCCGCUUCCUGCUCGUCUCUGUCUUCAUCUGCUGCCCCGACUCCUGCUGCUGCUACCUCACCUCUCUUUCAAGCCAGGACAGCCAGGGCUGGGCUUGAAGCUCACACCGGGGCUCUCACUCUGGUCCUGAAGGCAGAAGACGUCCAGUCUAAUAUUGGCUAUGGACAGAUGGCAGCAGAUCAUCAACUACCAGAUGGGCAUCUUUUAACCAGCAGCAGCCACUCCAGUCAGAGUGACGGCGUGCUGCCUCUGGGUCCUGUGCUCCAGCUGAAGACUGAGCAGGGGCUGGAAGAGGAGGAGGCAGGAGGCAGCUGUGAGGAAGCCAACAGAGAUGGGCAAAUGGUUUCCGAGAGCACAGGUGUCUCCCUGCCUCAGAGCAGCGAUCUUGCACCAUCCGACUCCUGCUCCUUCCCUGACUCUUCGGCACAUCUCGGAGCCGAGGCCUGCGCUCCGACGUCCUCCUCGGGAGAGCCUCUCGGUAGCCUGCAGGUCGGACCGGUGGAGGGUGACGUGGUGGACCUACAGCGGGACGGCAGGCUGAUGUUUAGAGAGGUGGAGGAGGGAGAGAAUGAGGAGGAGCGAGAGGCUCUGCAAGGUAACGGAGCAAUGGAGGGAACAGAGGAGGAGCAGUGGAGACACCUGGCAGGUGAGAUCAUCGAGCUGAGCGACGACGAGAACUUCAUGGAGGAGGGAGAUGAAGAGGAUGAUGAAGACGACCUUGUGUGCGUGGAAAACGGAGAGGGAGGGAACUCAAGCAGCCAGGUGUCAAGAGACAUGCUGGCAUGUAAAGCCUGCGCAGUGCCUCUCCCAGCAGACCCUGCUGCCGUCCGCAGACACGCAGAGACCCACCUGACGGAGCUGGGGCUCUGCAGGGUGUGCGGGGCCUCAUUCCCGGACCGCGCUGCUGGUGUCACCCACUCCCUCUCCCACAUUGGGGUGCAGCUCUUCACCUGUGACAUGUGUCACCUGCAGUUCUGCAGCCAAAGCAAAUUGCUGCGUCACCACCGCCAGACGUCCUCCAGUUACACCAUACCACAUGGGGCGCUUACCAACAGCAGCCAAGGCCUGAGCUCCGAGCUGCAGUGUGCUGCGUGCACCAAGACCCUCAGCAAGGACUUCCAGACCGUCAAAGACCACCUGCUGAGCCACGUGUGUCCUCAGAGUCUGAGCUGUGGACUGUGUCACCUCCCUCAGCUCUCCCUGUGCUCCCUGCUGUGGCACGCCCUCGCACACCUCUCUCUGCCCGUCUUCACCUGCCCGCACUGCGCCCGCUGCUUCGUAGAGCGCCCCCUCCUGGACAGACAUAUGGCUGUACACGCUGAGGAGGCGACGGCUAAGGAGAGGGAGCGGUCGGCGCUGAGGGCGUACAGAGUCGGGGCAGAUGGGGUCGGGGUCGGGGGUUUGGCAGGAGUGGAGGAGCUGCAUUGCUUCCUUUGCCCACAGACCUUCCGCUCCUCAUCCGCAUUUCAGUACCACCUCAGCCUGCACACCAACGAGUCCCUGGGGGGCGGAGGAGGUGUUGGGGGCCAGGGCUGGUUAGGCAAACGUAAAGCUGACCAGUCUCUGGAGUGCCCUCCAUCUUCCUGCUCCUCCUCCUCUCCACGGGAGGUCAGUGGUCUCGUUAAAAUGAGCAACCUGGGUUUGGGCCUGGGAAUGGGCUUCAGCAUACCAGAUAAGUUUUUUCAGGGGCCAGCACACAGCCUGUCCUCUGGGGUCAUGACCAACGGGAGCUCAGGGCAGGACGGGGGAGCCGGAGCAGCAGGGGUCCGUGGGAAAUGGUACCGUUGUCGCUACUGCGGUAAACGUUUCGCCCACUCUGGGGAGUUCACCUAUCACCUGCGCAUCCACACCGGGGAGAAACCCUACCAGUGCAAAGUGUGUCUGCGUUUCUUCAGAGGCCGCUCCACCAUGAUCUGCCACCUUAAGACGCACGCCGGCGCCCUCAUGUACCGCUGCACCGUCUGCGGCCUUUACUUCUCCACGCUGAAGCUGGUGUCGUCGCACAUGGAGCUCCACAAGGACCACCUGCCGCCGGACUUCAACAUCGAGCAGACCUUCAUGUACAAUGAUCACUCGAAAGAGCCGCUGCCCACUGUGGACACCUGAUCGACCCUGUGUCGGCCCGGUGCAGCUCUCCUCGUCCCUUUACCCUCAGUCUGACACCAGCUGUGUGUCUGGUUGUUAUGGACCAUAUACUGCAUAUAAUAGACUAGGGCUGCAACUAACGAUUACUUUCAUUAUUGAUAAAUUGUCUAGUCAAUAACUU